Molecule: messenger RNA, 900 nt
Organism: Daldinia caldariorum
Lineage: Eukaryota; Fungi; Ascomycota; Sordariomycetes; Xylariales; Hypoxylaceae
Product: L-PSP endoribonuclease family protein Brt1
Exons: 2
Coding region: 342-665 (107 amino acids)
Cellular component (GO): cytosol; mitochondrion
Molecular function (GO): deaminase activity
Source: RefSeq, a predicted model, not a curated record
AUUACAUAACCUCCUAUCUACCUAUUACCUCUUACUAUGUAUAUCUUUGCUUUUCUUUAUCCACUAGGUUACGUAGGACCAUGAAUACAUACUCUAAACUACCUAUCAUGUACAAAUACUAUGUACAAAUCAUAACCCCUCAAUGUCCGAAGAAGGCCGAUCCGGGGUGCGGAGUUAGCCCUUCCCCUCUCCGCUCAUAGGUAUUCAAUGUUAUGCUUAUGCUUUUACAAUCAACCUGUACAAAAAUACCCUGAUAAGCAACCUACAUACAUCAAUAGUAAUCAGGACUUGCAGGAUAUUCAUACCGUGAUCAGUCUUCCAGACGAAUAAGCUACAUCACCAUGGCCGAAAAGACUGCUGUCCUUACGGAUAAGGCGCCAAAGCCCUUGGCCGGAAUCUAUAGCCAGGCCAUAAAAGCCAACGGUUUCGUCUUCGUUUCCGGGGCCGUUCCCAUGGACGCCACGACGGGGAAGAUCGUCGACGGUGAUAUCCAAGCUCACACUCACCAAUGUAUCAAGAACCUUGGUGCCAUCCUUGAAGCGUCUGGCUCCGACCUUAACAAGGUUGUGAAAGUCAACGUCUUCCUCUCCGACAUGGACAACUUCGCGGCUAUGAACGAGAUCUACAGCCAGUAUUGGGGUGAAGUAAAGCCGUGCAGGACGUGAGUAAUAAUCUAUUAAGCUACACCGUUAAGCUACACCCGAAGAGAUCAUCGCCCACCGCAGUAGCUGACUGUUCAUAGUUGCGUCGCGGUAAAGACGCUACCACUAAACGUGGACGUUGAGAUUGAGUGCACCGCAACCUACUGAGCGAGGAUUAUUGCCAUGGCAAAAGAUUAAGUGCUGAGCGUACCACACGUAUCGCAUGGAUGAGAAAUAACAUACCUGUAACCGUGUAAGG